AUGACGGAUAACGAGUAUAAUUCAUCGGGAAACGAGUACCGACAGUCGGAAACAAGUUUUCCCGGCUUUUCCGAGGUUGAUUUAGAAGAUUAUGGCGGUGAUGGAAUUGAUUACAGCGAUUGGUUUAAGCUAGAUCAUGGGUUUGAUAGUGAUGUUGAAGCAAUUACUUGGGCUAAGAGUACUGCUAUAAAGAUUGGAUUUGAAUUAGUCAUUUCGUCACAUAAGAACGAGGGGAAAAAGAAGCUUCUACGAUGUGCUCGGGGUGAGCGUUACAGAGGUUCAUUCACAGAUUCUGAUUCCUUCGUACGGAAAAAUACGAAGACAAAAGCGUGUAAGUGCAAAUUUAAAAUUAUUGUCAAAUUAGGAAAGACUGCAUGGUUUAUACUUACAGAUCCUGGUAUUUCGAGUACACACAACCAUGCUCUAGCUGUGUAUCCUGAAGGAUACCGUCAGAUGAGUGGGCUGAGUGGCGAGGCGAAAGAAAUUGUGCGAGAUAUGAGUGCGGCACAAGCGAAGCCGUGUUCUAUCAUGGCAGCUUUAAAAGAAAAAAUACCAUCUGACAACCCUACAAUAAAGCAAGUGUAUAACUAUAGACAGACUUUCAGAAAGUCUAGCUUUGAGGGUAGAGAUGUGGUUGGGCAAUUUUAUCACAUGGCUCAGCAAAAUGAUUAUGUACACUGGACUCUUGCUGAGGAGGAUACAGACUAG
Molecule: messenger RNA, 708 nt
Organism: Mercurialis annua (annual mercury)
Lineage: Eukaryota; Viridiplantae; Streptophyta; Magnoliopsida; Malpighiales; Euphorbiaceae
Exons: 3
Coding region: 1-708 (235 amino acids)
Source: RefSeq, a predicted model, not a curated record